AUGAAAAAAAAAUAAUAAUAACCAUCAUAACCACAAUGUUAAACACCAAAAUCAAAACAUAUUAUCCAGCCAAUCGCAUCCCCCAAUUCAAAUUCGAAUUCUUUUUCACAAAUAUUUCAAUCUUAUUAUCCACGUACUCCUGUUAGAAAAGUAAAUCAAUAAAAAAAAGAUUAGCUUGGUUAAGUAAUGGAAAAAGGGGUAACUAAAUACGCAGUAGUUACUUAAGUAACUUUUAAUUCUACCACUAAAUUUAAAUCUUUGCCACUUCAAGAACAUUUCGCUCAAUUUUAAGUUUAUGAUAAAAGAAAUAAAAUUGCUGAUAAUGAAUGGAGCCUUUUAAAUCUAAAAUCAUCAUCAACCCUCUCAAAUAAAACACAAUUAUUUUAUACCUUAACUAAUGUAUUUUAAGAAUAUAAACAAAACCCGAAUAAUUAUUUCAUGAUUUCAAAUGCAUUAUUUUUGGCUUUUUUUUCAUAUUCAAAUUAGAAAAUACCAUAUUGUCUUUUUAUCACAAGACAGGAUGCUUUAAAUAAAUAACUUUAGAAAUCAUAGUUUUUAGAAUAGAAACAAAUUGAGUCUACAGUUUUAGGUGUUGAAACUCCAUUGUCAGUGUUAUUUCCAACUAAUCCAACUUAAUUUCCGACUAAAUACACAUUAUCAUUAAUCUAGAGAAAACACAUUUUAUACUUAUUCAAUAUUAUACUUAAUAUAGGAAUAGAAAAAGAGACAAUGGAUGUAGCUGCUAAUUUUACAUUUCAUAAUUCUUAUUUCAAUAGUGUUCAAACAUAUAAUGGUGUUGACUAGAUUGAAAAUGAAACAUAAAAUUUAUUUGAUAAUAAUACAGAGUAUAAAAUAUCAUUUGAGGGAUUGUUUAACAUUCAACAAAUUAUCGAUCUAAAAAAUCAACUUUAAAAGAGUAAUCCUGACAUAGUAGUUUCUGACAUCAAAUUAAGUCCAUUAACAACUCUAAUUAAUGAUAAAUUACUUGAAUAGAUAAAUAAUGAAUUAUAAUGA
This is a messenger RNA of Paramecium tetraurelia, 1014 nucleotides long. RefSeq lists its product as uncharacterized. Lineage: Eukaryota; Ciliophora; Oligohymenophorea; Peniculida; Parameciidae. The record is from RefSeq and is a predicted model, not a curated record. The transcript has 2 exons.